GCCCCCGGCCGGCCGCAUUUAACGGGGCUGCGGGGCCGGCCCGGCCCGUCCCGGCCAUGGCGCUGCCGCUGCCGCUGCUGCUGCUGGCGCUCGGGCUCGCCGCCGCCGCCAAGUCCCCGUACCAGCAGGUCCUGCAGCACAGCCGGCUCCGCGGCAGGCAGCACGGCCCCAACGUGUGCGCGGUGCAGAAGCUGAUUGGCACCAACAGGAAAUAUUUCACCAACUGCAAGCAGUGGUACCAGAGGAAGAUCUGCGGGAAGUCCACAGUAAUCAGUUACGAGUGCUGUCCUGGAUAUGAAAAAGUUCCUGGAGAAAAAGGCUGCCCAGCUGCUCUGCCACUUUCCAACAUCUAUGAAACCUUGGGAGUGGUUGGGUCUGCCACCACACAGCUCUACUCCGACCGCUCCAACCUAAGGCCAGAAAUUGAAGGACCUGGAAGUUUUACAAUUUUUGCUCCCAGUAAUGAGGCCUGGGCAUCCUUGUCUGCUGAAACUCUGGAUUCCUUAGUGAGUAACGUUAACAUCGAGCUGCUCAAUGCCCUCCGCUACCACAUGGUGGACAAACGGGUCCUCACGGAUGAUCUGAAACACGGGACCACGCUGAACUCCAUGUACCAGAACCUGCCCAUCCAGAUCCACCACUAUCCCAACGGGAUUGUGACUGUGAACUGUGCCAGGCUGUUGAAAGCCGACCACCACGCCACCAAUGGAGUGGUUCAUGUCAUCGACAAAGUCAUUGCCACCACCACCAACACCAUCCAGCAUAUCAUUGAGACUGAGGACAGCCUGGAAACCCUUCGGACUGCUGUGGCUGCAUCUGACCUCAGCAGCUUGCUGGAAAGCGAAGGCCAGUACACGCUCCUGGCUCCGACCAACGAAGCCUUUGAGAAGAUCCCACGAGAAACACUGAACAGGAUCCUGGGAGACCCAGAAGCCCUGAGGGACCUGCUGAACCAUCACAUCCUGAAGUCAGCCAUGUGUGCUGAGGCCAUCAUUGCUGGCCUGACCAUGGAAACUCUGGAAGGAACCACCUUGGAUGUGGGCUGCAGUGGGGAAGAGCUGACCCUCAAUGGGAAGCCCAUCAUUGCCAACAAGGAUGUCCUGGCAACCAACGGCGUUGUUCAUUUUGUUAAUGAGCUGCUGAUCCCAGACUCAGCUAAGACGGUGUUUGAGUUGGCACAAGAAUCUGAGGUUUCCAAGUCUACAGACCUUUUCAGACAAGCUGGUCUCAGUUCUCAUCUAACUGGCAGUGAGCAAGUGACCCUCCUUGCCCCAGUGAAUAAUGUGUUCAAAGAUGGACUCCCCGUUAUUGACAGCAACAUGAGAAACUUGCUCCUGAACCACAUCCUUAAAGACCAGCUCUCCUCUAAAUAUCUGUAUCAUGGACAGAAGCUGCAGACUCUGGGGGACAAGGAACUGAGAGUUUUUGUGUACCGCAAUAACCUUUGCAUUGAAAAUGCCUGCAUUGCUGCCCAUGACAAGAGGGGAAGGUUUGGGACCCUCUUUAGUGUGGACAAAAUGUUGACUCCACCAACUGGCUCAGUGAUGGAUGUUCUCAAGGCUGACCAUCGCUUCAGUACGCUGGUGGCUGCAAUCCAGUCUGCAGGUCUGACAGAGAACCUGAACAGGCCAGGAACCUUCACAGUGUUUGCUCCGACAAACGAAGCUUUCCGAGCCAUGCCCCAGGGGGAGCUCAACAAACUGAUGGGUAAUGCCAAGGAGCUUGCCAACAUCCUCAAGUUCCACGUGGCUGAUGAGAUCCUGGUGAGCGGCGCGGUCAAUGCCCUGGUGAGGCUGAAAUCCAUGCAGGGAGAUAAACUGGAAGUCAGCAUGAAAAACAACAUAAUACAUAUCAACAAGGAGCCUGUUGCUGAAAGUGAUAUCAUGGCCACAAAUGGUGUCAUUUACGCUGUGAAUUCUGUCUUACAGCCACAGGCUUCAAGGCCACAAGAAAGAGGUGAUGAGCCUGCAGAUCCCGCAUUAGAAAUCUUCAAACAGGCGUCUGCACUAUCCAAGGUUUCUCAGAGGAAUCCUCGACUAGCGCCCGUCUACUCCCGGAUACUGGCGAGGAUGAAGGAGAACUCGGGGGGAUCCUGAGCUCAUCGUGAACAGCCACAAGUCAGUGCCUCCAUCCCAUCCACUCCGGCUGGCAGCCGAAGAGAAGGACAGAACCAUUUUUAAAAACCAAAUACCACCCUUAAAUUUAUUUUUGUUUGCAAUGAAAUGGAUAGGAAAAAUGAAAAGCCAUAUAUAUGUAUAUAUUUUAAGACCAUUUUUAUUUGGUUUUGACUUUAAAGUUCCCAGAACAAGGAAAUGUUUUGAGGUUUUUUUUGUUUGUUCCAAUUUUGUUUUGUUUCAUUUUUAAUAAAAUUAUUUACCAACUUUCGAUUUUAUACCCUGUUUGGGGCUUGAUAAGUACAUCCAAGGGCCUUUUAUUUUUUUAAACAAUCACGUCCUUCCUCCUUCCUUUGGAUUUUAGAAGUCUUCAAUGAAAUUCUGAAUUUCAGGCUUUUAACAAAAUUCUCUCUAUUGACAUUGAGAAAAUUGCAUAGUUAUAAUCUACGGUUUGAAGUAUUGCCUGUUUUUUUAACUGAGGUCUUUUUCUUUGUGCCUAUGGGUUUAUAACUGUGCUGCAUUUUGUUAAUGAGAUUUGAAAUGAGAGUUCUCCCUGGCUGAAGCAAUCCAGUAAAUGAUUAAUUUUUAAUAAUGAUUUUUUUAAAAAAAACCCUAAAAAUAAAAUCAAAAAUAUAGAUAUGAAAA
Poecile atricapillus (Black-capped chickadee) is the source of this 2759-nucleotide messenger RNA. It is a transcript of the gene TGFBI, whose product is annotated as transforming growth factor beta induced. The record is from RefSeq and is a predicted model, not a curated record. Gene Ontology annotation, biological process: cell adhesion; extracellular matrix organization. Gene Ontology annotation, cellular component: extracellular matrix. The coding region runs from base 57 to 2096 and encodes 679 amino acids. Gene Ontology annotation, molecular function: cell adhesion molecule binding. NCBI's taxonomy places the organism in Eukaryota, Metazoa, Chordata, Aves, Passeriformes, Paridae. The transcript has 17 exons.